AUGGAUUACAGAAGAAUUAAGGAUCAGGAUAAAGAACAUGAUGCAGUUCGUGAUGAUAUCGAGACCUCAAGAGGGAAACCCCAUUCAGUUACAGGAUCAGCUAAUAGUAUAGUCAUGUUGGGGGGCAGCUCCAGUGUCCAGUCUAAGUGGAAGCGCAAGUCUGCAGUAACACUUGCAUUGACUGUUCUCACGAGUUCACAAGCAAUUCUCAUUGUCUGGUCAAAGAGGGCUGGAAAGUACGAGUACAGCGUAACGACUGCAAAUUUUUUGGUAGAAGCUUUGAAAUGUGCUCUAUCACUUGCAGCAUUAACAAGAAUCUGGAGGAAUGAAGGUGUUACUGAGGAUAACAGGUUGAGUACGUCAUGGGAUGAAGUUAACGUUUUCCCCAUUCCUGCAGCUCUUUAUCUCAUCAAGAAUUUACUUCAGUAUUACAUCUUUGCAUAUGUAGAUGCCCCGGGUUAUCAAAUAUUGAAGAAUUUAAACAUUAUCAGUACAGGCAUUUUAUACCGUAUCAUUCUUAAGAAACAGUUGAGUGAGAUCCAAUGGGCGGCUUUCAUUUUGUUGUGUGCAGGAUGUACCACAGCACAACUAAACUCUAAUUCCGACCGGGUCUUGCAAACUCCUUUUGAAGGUUGGGUGAUGGCAAUUGUCAUGGCCCUUCUGAGUGGUUUUGCUGGAGUCUACACUGAGGCUAUCAUUAAAAAGCGGCCUUCAAGGAAUAUUAAUGUGCAGAACUUCUGGUUGUAUGUAUUUGGGAUGGCUUUCAAUGCUAUUGCCAUACUGGUUCAAGAUUUUGAUGCGGUCAUGAACAAGGGAUUCUUCCAUGGAUAUUCUUUAGUUACAGUUCUGAUGAUUUUGAAUCAUGCUUUGAGUGGUAUUGCAGUAUCAAUGGUCAUGAAGUAUGCUGACAACAUUGUGAAGAUUCCUCCCAAUGCUCCCAUGUUGCCUCCACAGUCGAUGGCAUCUGGUCUUUAUCUUUUCUUGCAGUACUCUGACAUUGAACAAACCAUGCAAGUACCAACCAGCUGCAUCAUGGCGGAGCAAGUGUAUUCUACAUCAGUUGCAAUGCUGCUGACAGCGGUGUUGUCUGUUUUCCUCUUUGGAUUUCAUUUGUCCCUUGCUUUCUUUCUUGGUUCCACUUCCGACCGGGUCUUGCAAACUCCUUUUGAAGGUUGGGUGAUGGCAAUUGUCAUGGCCCUUCUGAGUGGUUUUGCUGGAGUCUACACUGAGGCUAUCAUUAAAAAGCGGCCUUCGAGGAAUAUUAACGUGCAGAACUUCUGGUUGUAUGUAUUUGGGAUGGCUUUCAAUGCUAUUGCCAUACUGGUUCAAGAUUUUGAUGCAGUCAUGAACAAGGGAUUCUUCCAUGGAUAUUCUUUAGUUACAGUUCUCAUGAUUUUGAAUCAUGCUUUGAGGUACUUAUAUCCUUUAAUGCUGUCUUGGAUUGACUUGCCUAACUGGUAG
Molecule: messenger RNA, 1461 nt
Organism: Fraxinus pennsylvanica
Lineage: Eukaryota; Viridiplantae; Streptophyta; Magnoliopsida; Lamiales; Oleaceae
Source: the annotation of a GenBank genome assembly